Molecule: messenger RNA, 459 nt
Organism: Podospora anserina S mat+
Lineage: Eukaryota; Fungi; Ascomycota; Sordariomycetes; Sordariales; Podosporaceae
Exons: 2
Coding region: 1-459 (152 amino acids)
Source: RefSeq, a predicted model, not a curated record
AUGGCUGCCACCGAUGUGACACUCAGGACGUUUUUCCAGUCUCCCAAGUAUGCCGUCGUGGGAGCUAGUGCCAACCAGGAGAAGUACGGGUACAAAGUCUUCAAAUGGUACCUCAACCACAACCUCCCCGUCACCCCCAUCAACCCCUCCGGCAAGCCCAUUCCCGUCGACGGUGAGGACCACCCCGUUGUCACCUCGCUCAAAGAGAUCGAGAAGCCAGAGGAGACCUCGGUUUCGUUCAUCACCCCCCCUGCUGUUACCCUUGCCAGUUUGAAAGAGGCAAAGGAGCUCGGCUUCCCGAGUGUGUUUUUGCAGCCGGGCACUUUUAACAAUGAGGUGCUGGCUUUUGCGAAGAACAACUUUAGGGCUGUGGUUGCGGGGGAUGGGGGUUGGGGAGGGGAGGGGUGGUGUGUGCUUGUUGAUGGGGAGAGGGGGUUGAAGGCUGUGGGGAAGUUGUGA